GCGGGUACUAGUGACCACGUCUCGGCGUCGUCGCCAGUCAGCUGAGCGGGCUCGGCGCCUCCUCACGUACCUAGACGCCACCACCGACGGUACCGCCUUCCACUUAUGUCGUAAAAGAUGCCAUGAAAGCCUCUUGUGACGUCACCAUGCCAGGAUGCCCCUGACGUCAUGGCGUUGCCUCGUAGUGCUGCUUCUGUUUUGUUCUCGUUCAUUCACUUCCGCCUGUUAUUAAAAUUGGAGCGAUAUUCACCCAAGAUCAGAAAGACAGUAGCACUGAAUGGGCAUUCAAAUACGCUGUCUACAGGAUAAAUAAAGAUAAACACCUUCUGCCAGACACCACGUUAGUAUACGACAUACAAUAUGUUCCCAAGGACGAUAGCUUCCAUGCAUCUAAGAAAGCCUGCCAGCAGGUCGAGUUUGGUGUGCAGGCGGUGUUCGGACCAAGUGAUCCCAUGCUGGGAGCUCACAUCCAUUCCAUAUGUGACGCCCUCGACAUCCCCCACCUCGAGGCCAGGGUCGACCUUGAGGCCGAGUAUCGGGAAUUCUCCAUCAACCUCCACCCCUCACAGCCUCUACUCAAUAAGGCACUGCAGGACGUCAUGACCUACCUCAAUUGGACCAAGGUCGCUGUCAUUUACGAACAGGACUAUGGUCUGGUGAAGUUACGGGAAUUGGUGAGAGCUCCGUCCAAGCGAGAUGUGGAGAUUCACCUGAGGCAAGCGGACCCCGACACUUAUAGAGCUGUUCUAAAGGAGAUCAAAACUAAAGAGAUCCACAACCUGAUAGUAGAUACUCGUCCAGAGCACAUGCACCACUUUCUCAGAGGAAUAUUGCAACUACAAAUGAACGAUUACAAAUACCACUACUUGUUCACCACUUUUGAUAUAGAAACAUUUGAUCUUGAGGACUUCAAGUACAAUUUUGUCAACAUGACUGCGUUCCGAAUUGUGGAUGCUGAAGAUGUUGGCGUAAUGGAAAUACUUAAAGACAUGGAGAGGUUCCAGUCUAAUGGACAAAGCCUUCUAAAUAAAUCUAGGAUAAUACAGGCUGAGCCAGCGCUGAUGUACGACUCGGUCCACGUGUUCGCUCUCGGUCUGCAGACCUUGGAGCAGAGCCACUCCUUGGCGCUGGCCAACGUGUCCUGCGACUCAGAGCAGCCCUGGGACGGAGGACUAAGCCUCAUUAAUUAUAUCAACUCUGUCGAGCUGAAAGGACUGAGUGGACCAAUAGAGUUUAAAGAAGGUCGGCGGAUCCAGUUCAAACUGGAUCUGUUGAAGCUGAAACAGCACUCCUUGGUGAAGGUCGGAGAGUGGAGCCCGGCCACCGGGGUUAACAUAUCAGACAAGGCUGCCUUUUUUGACUCCGGCACCAUGAACGUCACUCUGGUGGUUAUCACUAUACUGGAAAUACCUUACGUGAUGAUGCACUACGGAAAGAACUACACCGGAAAUGCACGUUUCUACGGCUUCUGCGUGGACUUACUAGAGCGCGUUUCGAAAGAAGUUGGGUUUGAUUACAUCCUGGACCUGGUGCCAGACCGGAAGUACGGCGCACAGGACGCGGAAACCGGAGAAUGGAACGGCAUGGUGCUGCAACUCAUGAAACAUGAAACCCCGUAUGUGAUGAUGAAAGCUCUCGAGAACACCAGCACCCCUCGCUUCGAGGGUUUCUGCAUAGAUCUGCUGAAAGAGAUUGCGGAUAUGGUAGGUUUCGAGUACCGGAUCCAGCUGGUGCCUGACGGCAAGUACGGAGUGUAUGACCCAGACACUGGGGAAUGGAACGGGAUCGUUCGUCAACUCAUGGAUAAGAAGGCGGAUUUGGCUGUUGGAUCGAUGACAAUUAACUACGCCAGAGAGAGCGUCAUAGAUUUUACGAAACCUUUCAUGAACCUCGGAAUCAGCAUAUUAUUUAAGGUGCCCACAUCACAAGAAACGCGGCUGUUCUCCUUCAUGAAUCCUUUAGCCGUGGAGAUCUGGCUGUACGUUUUGGCGGCUUACGUGUUGGUCUCCAUCACAAUGUUCAUAGUGGCGCGGUUCUCCCCGUACGAGUGGCACAACCCUCACCCUUGUGACCAGGAGAACGACCUCAUAGAGAACCAAUUCUCGCUGGCCAACAGCUUUUGGUUCACUAUAGGGACUCUCAUGCAGCAAGGCUCCGACCUCAAUCCGAAGGCGACUUCGACACGAAUUGUCGGCGGCAUCUGGUGGUUCUUCACUCUGAUCAUCAUAUCCUCCUACACCGCCAACCUUGCCGCCUUCCUCACCGUAGAGCGGAUGAUCACUCCCAUUGAGAACGCUGAAGAUCUAGCGGGUCAGACUGAAAUCGCUUACGGCACUCUUGACAGUGGGUCUACCAUGACAUUCUUUAGGGACUCAAUGAUAGAAACUUACAAGAAGAUGUGGAGGUUUAUGGAAAAUAAAAAGCCAUCGGUGUUCGUAUCGACUUACGAAGAAGGUAUCCGCAGAGUUCUGGAGGGCAAUUAUGCGUUCCUCAUGGAAUCAACAAUGCUGGACUACAUCGUCCAGCGAGACUGUAACCUCACUCAGAUCGGUGGCCUCCUGGAUACCAAGGGAUACGGCAUUGCUACGCCCAUGGGGUCACCAUGGCGGGAUAAAAUCUCUCUUGCCAUUCUUGAGCUACAAGAGAAGGGAGAAAUCCAAAUGCUGUAUAAUAAAUGGUGGAAGAAUCCAGGAGAUACGUGCACAAGAACGGAAAAAGGAAAGGAAUCCAAGGCGAACGCACUCGGCGUCUCCAAUAUUGGAGGUGUGUUUGUAGUGUUACUAUGUGGAUUGGCAAUAGCGGUCAUAGUGGCGAUUUUUGAGUUCUGCUAUAAUUCUAAAAGAAGCACCCAAAUGGAAAGGAGAGCUGUGCCCGCACCUCACCAGUCACUGUGUGCUGAAAUGGCUGAAGAGUUGUGCUUCGCUCUGAGGUGUCGAGGUUCUCGUCAAAGGCCUGCUCUCAAGCGGCAAUGUUCCAAGUGUGUUCCUGGUACCACCUAUGUGCCCGCUUCCUUCGACCUGCCUCACCCACCCAACAACGUCCUUAGAUCACAGUCGCAGUGUCCAAGUGAAGCAGGUUGCCCCAUGUUCCAGAGGAGUAGUUUGGCAGUUCCCCUAGAUCUUCCUCCUCACCUACACUAUGACGCUUCCUAGUUACUCUUCUAGACUACAACACUGCUUCUCUCCGGUUCAGCUGGAUCGGCACCGUGGCGUCAUACGUGAAGCAUAUUAAGCAACUUGACUGUAUGAAUCGUUACAAGUGGGUAAAGAAUCUCAUUGUGAGUGUUUAUGACCUGCCGCAACUGCCGAAGUUAAAUGUAUUGUAGCUGUCUAAUCAGAAGUAAGUAUUAAAUGUUUAAAUUUUAAAAGUAACAAAACAUUACAUGUGUUUGUAAACUAACCAAUAGUUAGAACGUUUGGUGCAGCUGCACCCUAAAAUGAACCGUAUAAAAUCUUAUUUUUAACGGUUUGUUCAUUUUAAUACAUACCAAAAUGAAUGUUGUUUGAUUAUGAACGAUACAUUAUUACGAUUCAAAAGUUUAUUUUAACAAAAUAAGGAUUCGUAUAUGAUUAUUUAUUGACAGAAUACAAACAUUCAAAUGCAAGAGUACUUUAACAUAAUACAGUGUAAAUAAAGAAACCAGUCUCGGAUUUAUUUUAUUUGUUUAUUUGCAUUACAAUUGAUCUUUUAUCGCUUUGUGGCAGUGUACGAUUUGAUAAUCAAUAAUGUGUAGUAUAAGUAAUUAAUAUUGGAUCAUAAUAGGUGACGUAAUACAGGGGCCACAACCCACAUCUCGUACAUAGUUAUAGGCAAACAUUGUCAAUGGACUGGCUACUGAGCUUUUAAAACGAUUGUGAUAUGUAAAUUUAUAUCUAAUCUAUUUUAAAAACUGCAUUUUUAAAGUAGACCUAUCUUGAUGUCGAAAACCACUAUCAUUGUUGCAAAUAGUUAGGAUUAGAAAUAAUAUUAGUGUAUCCAAGUUAAAGGCAACAAUACAGUUGUCUUUAGUAUAUUAUGUGUUUUUAGCCCACGUUGUUGCAAUCAUGUCGUUGAUAAUAAACUAUUUAUAUGAAAUUUUCA
This is a messenger RNA of Homalodisca vitripennis (glassy-winged sharpshooter), 4080 nucleotides long. RefSeq names its product glutamate receptor ionotropic, kainate 2-like. The transcript has 19 exons. The record is from RefSeq and is a predicted model, not a curated record. Bases 453 to 3152 code for a protein of 899 amino acids. Gene Ontology annotation, biological process: monoatomic ion transport. NCBI's taxonomy places the organism in Eukaryota, Metazoa, Arthropoda, Insecta, Hemiptera, Cicadellidae. Gene Ontology annotation, molecular function: glutamate-gated receptor activity. Gene Ontology annotation, cellular component: postsynaptic membrane; plasma membrane.